CCGUUACAUUUUAGACCAGUCGCAAAAUAUAGGGCUUUAUUUUAAUAACUGAAUACUUAUAUAAAAUGAUAUUUUGUUAUUGUUGACAAUUUUAAUAAUUGAGUUUUUCGAUUGACUAUUGCUUUUUCUUAUAUUGGAAAGUAAUUAUGGGUAGCAAUAAUAGCAAAAACGAUACUGUUCCUGUGCAAAAAAACGAUGUUGAUAUCACAUCUGACCCUCGAUCUCCAACUCCUGAAAUCAUUCGUACACCAUUACAGAGUAAGACUGGCAGUAAGCACAACAUUACAAAAAAUGCAGACUUACGAAAAACAUUGGAGACUCAAAAUAAUGAUGACAAAUUAAUUCAUAAUAAUCCAAUACUUUCUGCAGUUAUUAAAAACCAUUUACAAUCUUAUGACCCUAGAUCCCCAUCACAAGAGUUUGACAGAACACCAGUUAUUAUUGCAUCAAAAUUAACUCGAGAAGUAAGACUGGGUAAAAUUGUGGAUAGCUCUGGAAGUCCAAAUCUACAAAAUGAUAGUAUUGAUAAUAACAAUGAAGAUUUAUCAUUUAAAGUUAGCCCUGAUAUAAUAAUUCCAAAAAAUCUUUGUACUGACUUUUAUGACUUAAGUCUUGAUGAUAGCCUCAAAGACACUGAAAAGCCAUUAGGUUCAUCCACAGCUUCUAAUGAGGCGAUAGAAAAUGACAUAUCAAAUGAUUCAUGUUCACCAAAAAAGUUAUUGCAAACAAAUUUUGACUAUGUUGACAAUAAAGAUGAAACUUUUGGAAUCUGUACACCAAAUGUGUGUGAGCAAGGAGGAAACGUUGACAAGCUUAAAAAUAUUCCUAUAUUUAAAAUACUUGAUACUGAUCCACGCUCACCAUCAAUAGGCAUAGAUAGAACACCAAUCAUUGUAUCUAAAGAAGAAAAUAAUACUGAAAAUAAGGUGGAGGAAAUGUCAGAUGAUUCUUUAAUUAAAGUUUUACAGGAUACCUUUGUAAAAUCAAUUCAUGUAGAUAAAAUAGCUGAAGGUGAAAUUAAUAUAUUUAAAGAUGAUAAUGCUGCACCUUCCAACACUACACCACUCAAAAGUAAAUCUGAUAGUGGAUCUCGUACACCUUUGUCUUGUAUGAAAAAUAAAACAGAUUCAAGUCAUGGUAGAUCAAAGUCCAUUAGCACUUUGUAUGAUCCAAAUUCUCGUAAAACUAGCAGUAGGAUUCCAAGAAGAGCAUCACAUAUUCCAAGGCUUAAAUCAUUAUCUAAACCCAAGUAUACAUUAAAUGCUAGUAGUUUGUCAUUAAAAAUAUCAAAGACUGCAGCUAUGAAUGGUGGUGACUGUGAAAAUACCCCACCUCACUCACACCGUGACCACUGGGACAAAGACAAUAGCAUUGUUCUAUGAAUAUUUUCUGACUAUUAUGAUUAAACUGGACCUAGUUAUCAGAUAUAUAAGGUUUUAUUUUGUUUAAAAUAUUAAUUUUAACAUGAGGUAAAUUACCAUCCAAUGAAUGGUCAAGAUAUUGCUAAUGCUUUAAUGUGUAGCUUAAUAGCUCAUGUUUAUUUUGUUAGACAGUAUGUAUGUUACAACUUUAUGUUAUGACAAAAAUAAAUAUUUUUGACAAUAUGAUAAAUAUAUUCAAUAAUGAUUUGGUGGUUUCUAUUGUUUUAGUUAACUAAUUGGUAAAUAAAGUUGAAAGUAUA
Molecule: messenger RNA, 1681 nt
Organism: Leptidea sinapis
Lineage: Eukaryota; Metazoa; Arthropoda; Insecta; Lepidoptera; Pieridae
Exons: 2
Coding region: 147-1382 (411 amino acids)
Source: RefSeq, a predicted model, not a curated record